Molecule: messenger RNA, 1983 nt
Organism: Hyaloperonospora brassicae
Lineage: Eukaryota; Oomycota; Peronosporomycetes; Peronosporales; Peronosporaceae
Source: the annotation of a GenBank genome assembly
AUGGUGCCUUCGCUGUGGAAGGUGGGCAUCGUUCGCCUCAUCCACAAGAAGGGUGACCCGAUGCAGCCGACUAAUUUUCGACCAAUCUGCCUGCAGCCCGCUAUCUACAAACUCUACAGCGGGCUGCUGGCACGUCGGCUAUCGAGCUGGUUGGAAUUGAACAACCGGUUGCCGAUGGCGCAGAAGGGCUUUCGGGCCUUCAAAGGUUGUCACGAGCACAACUUCGUGACAACCACGAUGUUGGACCAGUCCCGACGGUCGCACCGGAAGUUGUACCAAGUGUGGUACGACUUACGCAACGCCUUUGGUUCGCUACCACAGGCACUCAUGUGGCAGGUGCUCCGCCGCCUUGGCGUCGAGCCCCGGUUUAUCAGCCGAUGCCAGGACAUUUACGAUGGGUCCGCCUUUGUGGUAGGGAACGCGAAAGACGGUGCGACUGACCCAGUGAGGCAGGAAGUGGGGGUCUACCAGGGAUGUCCCUUGAGAACACUCUUGUUUAUCGCUGCACUGGUACCUCUCGUACGCCGCUUGAUACAGCUAGAGGAUGUCGGUGUGCCGCUGGCGGAUGGUGUACGGCCGUGUACCACCGCCUAUGCUGACGACAUCAAGGUGUUCAGCAACAGCGCCGCCGGUAUCCAACGCUGUCAUGGCGUGGUAACGCGCUUCCUCGCUUGGACUGGGUUUCGUGCGAAGCCGGCCAAGUGUGCUAGCCUCGCGGUUAUCACCAAUGUCCGCGGCAACCUGGCUCUUGACGAUAGCGUUCGCUUGGAGCUUCAUGGUGAUGUCAUCGCCUCACUCAAUCUUAACGAGAGUUGCCGGUACUUGGGGGUGGGCGAUGGCUUCGACCAUGUGCAGCACCGCCUCCAGCUGGAGCCCAAGCUCCAACAGAUCCAGCGGAAGGCGGUAGUGCUGAUGCAGUCUGGCCUAGCGGUGUGGCAGGUGUUGAAGGCGUUGAAGACAUACGUAUACCCUAGGUCCGCCACUACCGAGUUCUUCUACACACCUACUUCUGGUGGUGGGCUGGGCCUGCAGUCGCUGGUGGAGAUGCACCAAGCGCUGCAGGUGGCACACGCGUGGCAGAUGUUGCAUUCGAAGUACCCCGCUAUCGUGGCGGUGGCAAAGGCCCAGGUGGGUCAGGUGGUGCGCAAGCGCUACCGGCUUGUUGAAGACCACUGGGUGGGUCGAGACGACGAGCUCAUCCGGUUAUUUUUGAACUCGGAGCUUGCGUCGUCUCCCCAUGCCACCGCCAAUCGACGUUCGGGUGAUAUCGCUUCGUUGUGGGUGGACGUACAGCGAGUGUUAUGCGUCCACCAACUCAAGUUCUCUGAUACCACUGCAGAGUCUGGACAAGACCGUCUCGCACUUCGCGUGCCGCACCAUGACAAGUGGCUUGACCACAAGACUGUGUUGCGGCACGUGAAGUUGCACAUGAAGAUUCGCCACCAGACUCGGUGGAAGAGUCUGGUGGAUCAAGGCAAGACGGCCCGGGUACACGGUGGGCCCGGGUCCAAGUUUGUGAUGUCGGGAGCGGGCCUGUCCGAUGCUGAACACCGUUUAGGCAUCCAGGCUCGCCUGAACCAAGUGGACACUAAUUCGCGUCACGAUAAUGCACUCGAGCAGAUUGGUGCCAAGAUUCGGCAAGCGCUCGUUCGCACCAAGUCCGGCGCAGAGCUGCGCCUGAAUCAGACAGUCCCCGAGUACACUGGUGCAGCUCUGCGCCCGGACAUCGUGCUGCGCGAUGUGACCGCCAAGACCAUGUUUAUCGCUGACUUGGCGGUCACGUUUGAGGACCAUGCUGCUGGCGCUCGCCACUCCUCACUUCACAGCAGCCAUGACUUCAAGGUGCUAAAGUACAAGCCUAUUGCGGAUGAGAUUGCGGUUGAAGGGGUGGCGAGUGCAGUCUGCAGCACUGAUUUGUGGCACGCCGUGAUCGGUGUAUCCCAGCAACUUCAAGACAUACACGGAGAUGCUGCAUCUGCUUAA